UGGUAACCCAGUAGCAGCGUGCUCUGUUUCUCAGUUGUUUAUAUCGAUUAGGUAGGCAGUCAAGCCAAGCCAAACAUUCAACGAGUCAGAGAAAACUGCUAUAAUUUUUUCGUGAUGUCCCAUCGUCGAUGUGAUGAGAUUAGCAAUCAAAAUCUGGUCAUUUUUGGACCAGGCCGACCCAAGUAUACGCCACGUGAUUGGGAUUUGAACAAUCGUACGAAGAACGCGUUUUCCCUCAACCAGCAAACGCUAGCCGAACGAAUCGUAUGUGAAAGUGAGCGACUGAUUGACGAAACAAAAUUCACCACCGAGCUGAACAAAAAUGAGUCGGACUUUCGGUUGAAGGAACGUAUCGAAGAUAUCCGUUUCCGUCUGGAUGAGCUGAAGAAGCAGAAGAAAGACGCCCACAUCGAAGAGGAGGCUCUUAAAGUGUACAAGCAGCGUACGCUGGAUGCGAUCAAUACUUUGCGGGAGAUUGCCGUACCAAUAUGCCAAAAGUGUUUCAUCAUGCGAGAGAUGCGCCAGGGGGUGGAUCUGGUCCUGGACGAUGUCGAUAGGGAACUGCGCAGGGAGCUGAGUGUGAUAAAUGGGGCCAUCGAGUUGUUACAUAAGCUGAUGGAGCAAGGAAUUGAACAGUUGCGCCAAUUGAGGGCAGCCAUCUACUUGUUAGAUAGAGAUUUGUCCAAUAAGGAGAAAUCGAUACAGAUUGAUGAGAAAAAUGUCGAACUGCGACAUAAUCAAAUGGGCAUGAAAGUAUAUGACGGAUUGGUUCCAUUGGAUCCUUAUAAUAAUACCGAUCCGGAGUGGAUCGAGGUCACCAACACCAAUAUCGAGAAUACCGCUAAGGAAAUCAACUCGGCUCAAACGUUGCGGUCUUAUAUCGAUCAGGUGCUUAAACAAGCCGCCGAAGACAUCCGUCACCAGGUGGGUCGUACAAAUGCGGCCUAUUGUAAACGAAUCGCUGAGGUUCGCUACACUAAAACAAAACUGGAGAACGUCCACAAAGAAACCGUCCACCAGGUCAACGAGCUUACGCGCACAGUGACAAAGUUGGAGAAAGAGAUUGCCGAAAAGGAGGGAUAUGUAGCGCUCGCCCAGGUCCGAAUGGCAAACCGAGCCCACAGGCCCGGCAUAGAGCUCUGCAAAGAUAACGUCUACAAUAGUUUGAAAAAGGAGUUGGCUGCAUUGCGAGAAACAGUGGCCAAGUUGGAUCAGAUGUUGGUACAGUCGAGAUCAACACUCAGAUAUCUGUUGAACACACAAGUGAUGCAGGAAGAGGAAAUCAAUUUGAAGACUAAUUCUUUGAAAAUUGACGAAGUAGACUGCAUGACUCUGCGGGAGAGUCUGAACUUUCAAAAUUUUUAGGUGUUGCAUGUUGCGUUUUGGACGGAUCUUGGACAGGAAUUGUAUUUGUGAAUAUUAGAAAUAAAUCGAAUCGUAUUUGAUUAAUUGUAGAAAAUCAAUCCGAAAUUAUUAGAAUCAGGGAUUUCUUUCGUGUCUUAAA
This is a messenger RNA of Armigeres subalbatus, 1504 nucleotides long. Its product is annotated as tektin-1. The transcript has 3 exons. Gene Ontology annotation, cellular component: nucleus; microtubule cytoskeleton. The coding region runs from base 115 to 1365 and encodes 416 amino acids. NCBI's taxonomy places the organism in Eukaryota, Metazoa, Arthropoda, Insecta, Diptera, Culicidae. The record is from RefSeq and is a predicted model, not a curated record. Gene Ontology annotation, biological process: cilium movement involved in cell motility; cilium assembly.